Molecule: messenger RNA, 978 nt
Organism: Nematolebias whitei (Rio pearlfish)
Lineage: Eukaryota; Metazoa; Chordata; Actinopteri; Cyprinodontiformes; Rivulidae
Product: proteinase-activated receptor 2-like
Exons: 2
Coding region: 1-978 (325 amino acids)
Biological process (GO): phospholipase C-activating G protein-coupled receptor signaling pathway; positive regulation of Rho protein signal transduction
Cellular component (GO): membrane
Molecular function (GO): G protein-coupled receptor activity
Source: RefSeq, a predicted model, not a curated record
AUGUUAAACAGCAGUCUAAGUUCAGCCGUCAGCCUUCACGAUAACUCCUCCAUCCCCGAGGGUUACCAUGGUCCUCCACUGUGGUAUCACUACCCCGAGUGUGAAAAGACUCCUUACACGUUUAUUUUCUACUACGGAGUCAAGGUGCUGAACUUCUUGGUUGGAUCACCAAGUAAUAUCUUGGUCGUCUGGCAGAUUGCUAGCAAGAAAAAGAACAGCUCCACGUCUGACGUCUUCAUCUUCAAUUUGGCUUUAUUAGAUGCGUACUUCUGCUUGAUGACACCCAUAGAGCUGCUCAACAGGAUGCUGUGGAGUAACAAUUAUGUCUGGUACUUCCAGAGGUUUGCGUACGGGGUGAAGGACUUAACGCCGCUUUUUCUUGUGUGUAUCUGCAUCGAUCGCUACAUGGCCGUGGUCAACCCAGUGAUUUUCUCCAGAUACCGAGACAACAUGGCCCGAAUCGCCAUUUCUGUCGUGGUCUGGAUUCUGAUAAUUCCCUACAGCCUGACAAAAUCGAUCCUUGGAAUCAUGAGCGUGGCGGACGUCUUCGGCGGGGUCAUCCUCUUUGCAUUUGCGGUUAUGGUCUUCUGCAACAUCUCUGUCAUCUGGGUUCUCCGUCACUCCGUGGCAGGAAAGGAGGUGAUGCAUCCAGUGAAGAAGAAAGCCUUGAAGAUGGUGCUGAAAAACCUGGCCAUCAUCGUGGUCAACUAUCUGACUCCUGUGGCCACCAUGCCCUUCGUGUCAGCUUACACCAAUAUUGAGUACCGUUGUUUCAUCGGCAUCAUCGUGUUCUCCAUCAUGGAUCUGAGCUGCGUCAUCGAGCCCCUCCUCUACAUCACAAAGAUGGAGAAGCUGAAUGUUAUGUGCUGCAGGGUGGGCUCUACAGAAAGCUUGAACAACAAGGCUCCGUCUGUGUCGGGAGAGAAAAAAACCCUCCAUCUGAGCCCUGCACUUUACACAGAGCGGUGCGUUCACUAG